AUGUGCAAAUCGUGCAACUGCCAGUCGUCGAUCGCGACGCGUAUCGGCUUUGCGCUCCUGUUCUGUUUCGAUGCGCUCUUGGCGUGGAUCAGUCUCACCCCUGCGCUCAUACGCACACUCGAAAAGUACUCGUUUCACUAUAUACAAAUGACGUGUGAGCAGCAAGAGUCGUGCUUUGGCGUCAUGGCCGUGCACCGUAUUACCUUUGCUCUCGCGCUCUUUCAUGUGAUCCUCGCGGCGCUUUUGGUCGACGUGUCCGACACGCGCUCCAACCGCGCCGCGAUCCAGAACGGGUGGUGGGGCCCUAAGAUUGUCGCGUUCGUGAGCCUGAUCUUCCUCACGUUCCUCAUUCCGAACCCCUUUUUUGUGUUCUGGGCGAACUACAUGGCGCCGCUGCUUGCGCUCGUCUUUAUCGUGCUUGGCCUCGUGCUGCUGGUGGAUGUCGCGCACACCUGGUCCGAGACGUGCCUCGAUCAGUGGGAGCGGCACGGGUCAGAUGUUUGGAUGUACCUGCUCGUCGGCAGCACCGUCUCCUUGUACGCUGCCGUGCUGGUCGUCACCGUGCUCCUCUACGUAUACCUCGCGCCCGGAGGGUGCUCGCUGAACCAGACCUUGAUUAGCGUGAACCUCGUGCUGGCCGUCGUGCUCACGCUCCUCUGCGUGCACCCCCGCAUCCAGGAGGCGAAUCCCCGCAGCGGGCUGGCGCAGAGCAGUCUCGUGCUGGCCUACUGCACCUACCUGGUGGCGUCUGCGCUGAUGAACCGCGACGACAAGCACUGCAACCCCAUUGCGCGGGGCCGCGGCGAGACGACCAAGUCGACGACAGCUGCGAUCGGCGCCGUCUUUACGUUUGUCGCCAUUGCUUACUCGACGACGCGCGCCGCGACGCAGUCGCGCAUCCUCGUCGGCCACGCCGAAGCCGACGCGCCGUCCGGCUACGAGCCCGUGGCGAUGUCCACGCCUAUCACCGAGCAGCCCCGCGCGACAGAGCCGCUGCGUAUCCAGGCGAUCCGGUCCGCGGUGCAGGCCGGCUCCCUGCCGCAGUCGGCGCUCGACGAGGAGCUGCAGGCGGCCGAGGACUCGGACGACGACCUGCCCGGCGGCACGGUGCGCACGCCGGUGAACGACGACGAGCGGGGUGGCACGCGGUACAAUUACACGUUCUUCCACCUGAUCUUUGUGAUGGCCGCGUGCUACACCGCCAUGCUCCUCACCGACUGGCAGUUUGUCAAGGUCGGCGCACCCGGCGGCCACCCCGGCGAGAACGAGUCGCCGGUCGUGUACAUCGGCGUGAGCUCCGCGUCGAUGUGGAUCCGCAUUACGUCGAGCUGGGCGUGCGCGGCGCUGUACGGCUGGUCGCUCCUCGCCCCGGCCGUGCUCCCGGAGCGCUUCGGCUAUUUGUAA
This is a messenger RNA of Malassezia japonica, 1404 nucleotides long. It is a transcript of the gene TMS1, whose product is annotated as Membrane protein tms1. Gene Ontology annotation, cellular component: membrane. The record is from RefSeq and is a predicted model, not a curated record. NCBI's taxonomy places the organism in Eukaryota, Fungi, Basidiomycota, Malasseziomycetes, Malasseziales, Malasseziaceae. The transcript has a single exon. The coding region runs from base 1 to 1404 and encodes 467 amino acids.